AUGGCGAGUGAUUCACCAGGCCGUGAUAACCUGGAAGACUCACUCUCAAUUGCCUUAGAGAUACGUUGUCUUCGGAACGAAGUUAAUGCGUUAAGGACUGAGGUCCGUGAGUUCCGCGAGGAGUUGAUGGGCAGAGUCGACGCACUGGAAGUCCGAGUUACUACGGUGGAGGAAAAAAUCGAGCAAACGGUCUCUCCUCGUCUUGCAGAGUUAGAAACGACUGUUGGUGAACUUAAGCUGCAGCUCAAUGAGCGUGAGCAGGAGUCGCUACUCAAUGACGUGCAAGUUUCCGGUGUGCCGGAGACUAAGGGGGAGAACACAACCCAGCUACUGAACGUCCUGGCCAUUAAAUUAGGCGUGUCGCUUGAUGAGCGUGACGUGGUAUUUGUAAGGCGCGUGGGUAAUGUGCUGCGAGACCGCGUCGAGGGAGAGGAUGCUUCUCGCCAUCGCAUUAUUGUUGCCAGGUUGGCAAGGCGCACUACUCGUGACAGUAUCCUGAACGCCGCGCGUGUUCGUCGGAAUCUAUGCACUGCUGACAUUGAGUUGCCCGGGGCAUCACAACGGAUCUAUGUGAACGAGCGCCUGACAAAAUCUAACAGGCAAUUGUUCUACAUGACACGUCAGGCUGCGACUCGUUGCGGAUGGAAAUAUUCGUGGACAAGAGAUGGGCGUAUACUUGCUCGCAAGGAAGAGGGCAAAUCGGUGGUGCAAGUUAGAAUGCAAUCCGACAUUGAACGUUUUUUCCCCGUCAAAUAA
This is a messenger RNA of Helicoverpa armigera (cotton bollworm), 756 nucleotides long. RefSeq lists its product as uncharacterized. The transcript has a single exon. The record is from RefSeq and is a predicted model, not a curated record. Lineage: Eukaryota; Metazoa; Arthropoda; Insecta; Lepidoptera; Noctuidae. The coding region runs from base 1 to 756 and encodes 251 amino acids.